AAUGGAACUCCUUUACUGUUUUAUAUUGUGACAGUAGUCGUGUAGCGUUGUACUGUUCCACCUGUCUGGUCAUUCACUUAAUUGUUUAUCGCGUUUGCAUAUCGCUGUCUAUGAAGUUAUUUUCUGCAAGAUAAUAAACUUAGGCACCAAGACCAACAUCUUAAAAUCUUCAGCAGUUUCUCUCCUAUGCCUAUCCCAUGGGCUAUAUACACUGACUGAUAGCUCAGCAAAGUCUCAACCAUGGCCGAUGAUGAUGUUUUACUGAAUUACCACAACUCUCUUUUGAGACAAUCAGAUGUGAAGCUAUUGCAAAAUGCAGAUUGGUUAAAUGACCAAGUGAUUGGAUUUUGGUUUGAAUAUUUAGAAAAUUCCACUAUGGACAACUCAGUAUGCCUUGUUUGCCCAGAGGUGACACAGUUUAUCAAGUUAGGAUCCCCAUCAGACACUCCUUUUUUUGUAGAUCCACUUAAUCUCAGCCAACGUGCCUUAGUUUUGUUUCCUGUAAAUGAUUCCAUGUUUCUGGAUCAUCCAGGAGGUUCACACUGGAGUUUACUGGUUUAUGCUGGUUUGUUAAAGAAAUAUUAUCAUUUAGAUUCCCUAAUUGGUACCAAUUUAGGACAUGCUAAGAAAAUAGCAAAUAACUUGCAUCUUCCUAAUGAAGAAGUUGUUGAACUCAAAUGCACCCAACAAGAAAACUCCUAUGAUUGUGGAGUAUUUGUUUGUAGUAAUGCAGAGAAUGUUAUAAGGCAUCACCUCGUAAACAAAGGUAUGUUAGUAUCUCUACCAAUGUUAAAUUUAGAAUUUAUGAAUAAGCAAAGAAGUCACAUGCUUCAAGUUAUAUUAACUUUGUCCUGCAAAUGAUUGUAACAUUAAAAUCAGUACAGUACACAAGAAGUAAUCUGCA
Molecule: messenger RNA, 904 nt
Organism: Daphnia carinata
Lineage: Eukaryota; Metazoa; Arthropoda; Branchiopoda; Diplostraca; Daphniidae
Product: sentrin-specific protease 8-like
Exons: 2
Coding region: 241-861 (206 amino acids)
Biological process (GO): proteolysis
Molecular function (GO): deNEDDylase activity; cysteine-type peptidase activity
Source: RefSeq, a predicted model, not a curated record